AGGCUCAUGAGAGACUAGAAGAUUCAAAACUAGAAGCGGUCAGUGACAAUAACUUGGAAUUAGUCAAUGAAAUUCUUGAAGAUAUCACUCCUCUAAUAAAUGUGGAUGAAAAUGUGGCAGAACUGGUUGGUAUACUCAAAGAGCCUCACUUCCAGUCACUCUUGGAGGCCCAUGAUAUUGUGGCAUCAAAGUGUUAUGAUUCACCUCCAUCAAGCCCAGAAAUGAAUAAUUCUUCUAUCAAUAAUCAGUUAUUACCAGUAGAUGCCAUUCGUAUUCUUGGAAUUCACAAAAGAGCUGGGGAACCAUUGGGUGUAACAUUUAGAGUUGAAAAUAAUGAUUUGGUAAUCGCCCGAAUCCUUCAUGGAGGAAUGAUAGAUCGACAAGGUCUGCUUCAUGUGGGAGAUAUCAUUAAAGAAGUCAAUGGCCAUGAGGUUGGAAACAAUCCAAAGGAAUUACAAGAAUUACUGAAAAAUAUUAGUGGAAGUGUCACCCUAAAAAUCUUACCAAGUUAUAGAGAUACCAUUACUCCUCAACAGGUAUUUGUGAAGUGUCAUUUUGAUUACAAUCCAUACAAUGAUAACUUGAUACCCUGCAAAGAAGCAGGAUUGAAGUUUUCCAAAGGAGAAAUUCUUCAGAUUGUAAACAGAGAAGAUCCAAAUUGGUGGCAGGCUAGCCAUGUAAAAGAGGGAGGAAGCGCUGGUCUCAUUCCAAGCCAGUUCCUGGAGGAGAAGAGAAAGGCAUUUGUUAGAAGAGACUGGGACAACUCAGGACCUUUUUGUGGAACUAUAAGUAGCAAAAAAAAGAAAAAGAUGAUGUAUCUCACAACCAGGAAUGCAGAAUUUGAUCGUCAUGAAAUCCAGAUUUAUGAGGAAGUAGCCAAAAUGCCUCCAUUUCAGAGAAAAACAUUAGUUUUGAUAGGAGCUCAAGGUGUGGGCCGAAGAAGCUUGAAAAACAGGUUCAUAGUAUUGAAUCCCACUAGAUUUGGAACCACAGUGCCAUUUACUUCACGAAAACCAAGGGAAGAUGAAAAAGAUGGGCAGGCAUAUAAAUUUGUGUCACGAUCUGAGAUGGAAGCAGAUAUUAAAGCUGGAAAGUAUUUGGAACAUGGGGAAUAUGAAGGAAAUCUCUAUGGAACCAAGAUUGAUUCUAUUCUUGAAGUUGUCCAGACUGGACGAACUUGCAUUUUGGAUGUCAACCCACAAGCACUGAAAGUGUUGAGGACAUCAGAGUUCAUGCCCUAUGUGGUAUUUAUUGCUGCUCCAGAGCUAGAGACUUUACGUGCCAUGCACAAGGCUGUGGUGGAUGCAGGAAUCACUACCAAACUUUUAACGGACUCUGACUUGAAGAAAACAGUGGACGAAAGUGCACGAAUUCAGAGAGCAUACAACCACUAUUUUGAUUUGAUCAUCGUAAAUGACAAUCUAGACAAAGCCUUUGAGACACUACAAACUGCCAUUGAGAAUCUGAGAAUGGAACCACAGUGGGUCCCAAUCAGCUGGGUUUACUGAUAAUUCAGUAAGGUUAACAAUUAAAAUAAAACUUUUAAAAAGUGACUGUAAGAAAUAAACCUUCUACUGAGAAAAUACAUGCACAGAUAGAAGAUAUUUGCCAAGUCUAGGCAUUUUUUUGUGUAGAUUGAGAUACCAGUACACUAUUCUGAAUUUUUAUAUAAAAUGUGGUUGGGAGGUGUACUAAUAUAUAAUUUAUCUUAAUUUUUCUAACUUUUUAUGGAUAAUCUUUUUAUUCAUAUCACAUAAAGAAAUGCGUUGAAGCA
This is a messenger RNA of Galeopterus variegatus (Sunda flying lemur), 1774 nucleotides long. It is a transcript of the gene PALS2, whose product is annotated as membrane protein, palmitoylated 6 (MAGUK p55 subfamily member 6). The coding region runs from base 222 to 1508 and encodes 428 amino acids. The transcript is spliced from 10 exons. Gene Ontology annotation, molecular function: protein binding. Gene Ontology annotation, cellular component: cell-cell junction; plasma membrane. The record is from RefSeq and is a predicted model, not a curated record. Lineage: Eukaryota; Metazoa; Chordata; Mammalia; Dermoptera; Cynocephalidae.